Molecule: messenger RNA, 1272 nt
Organism: Durusdinium trenchii
Lineage: Eukaryota; Dinophyceae; Suessiales; Symbiodiniaceae
Source: the annotation of a GenBank genome assembly
AUGUUGGGUGGUUCGAGCAGAGACCCCUCCAUCAAGAGUAUGCACCUUUGGUCAAGCAUACUCACGAUGGAUGAUGCAAAGCAAAACAUUUUUAUCCAGCGUGUACUCAUGCUGCAUGAGAUCGCUCUCAAGCAGGGAGGACGUGCCAGUAUACCACGGCUGGCAUUGAGUGAUUGGAACACCCUUGCGGAUCAGUUUUGCUUCCUUGGCCAUUGCUUGAAGCACAUGUGGGAGAAAACUGACAGCUCUGGAAACAGAAUGUUCAAUGAUGCUCUGAUUACAUCCAUCUGCAAACGCUGUGUUGAAGGGGACUACAUGAGUGACGCCGAGACCGCGCUUGAAGUUCUUGACCCUCAAUUCAACCCAGAAGAGACUACCAUGUUCAAGGAACACAAGCCUGAAGAAGUGGAUGCUGUGAAGGAACAGGUGGCGCAGUGUGAUGCCCAGGUGUCUGUCCUCAACCAGGACGCGCGAAAAGCGCAGUUCGAAGCGGACUGCCUGGCCCUCGCCAGAGACCUGGCACAGGUGGCGAGCCUCUACAAAGUGAUUGAGAAGGGGGAACGUGGGCGAAGGUCAGACAAAGACCGAGAACAAAACACGUUCAAUGGCUGCCAGAUCAUGUUGGACAGGUCCCUAUCUGAAGUUCAAGAAGCAGCACAGCUUCUGUCUGGGGAACAACUUCCCAGGAUUUUGCUGAACUCUGUGCUGAUGAAGUCGGGAGUUUCAUCUGGGGGCACUGUGGGCAUCAUGAAUUUGACCCCGUACGACGCAUGGUUGGAGCGGACUUGCCACAAAGGAUUCGAUGGGAUGACCUUCCGAACGGUUUCAACCACCAAGAACCUGCAGAUCAGUCAGUAUGUUGAGAAGGUCCUAGCAUUAGAUUUGAUGGAGGACUGGCCCUACGAGAAGGACCCCCCACCGCCACCUCCAGGUCAAGGCGAAGUGGAUCCAUCUGCCUAUCCACUGAAGGUGGUGAAGUACGGCAGAAAGAAUGCAGCUGAGAUCCAAGCGCUUGUGGUGGCAGCUCAGGAGGAACAGAAAGCACCUCCAGUCAAGAUUGUUCCGUGGGAAGAGCCUGUUGCUCUUGAGCAGGUCAUGGACCAGUAUGUGGUUGAAACCAAAUUUUCUGGCCGUAUGGCUGGCACGAGCUUGCUGCUGGUGCGGGCUAGGCGUAGGGAUGGAUCUCUGUCCCAAGUGGUUGAUGACCAGGAGUUCAAGUUAUUCAUCGUGGUUUGGCGUCAUUUCAUGGGGAGGAUGACUGAUCAAAGAUGA